GCGAAAAACUGCGGGCCAGCUGUCACGGCGCGCGAAAGAUCAAAAUUUUUGUUCUAUUCGUUUGUAUGGAACAGGCGGGAGGAAGAGGAACAGCCCGGCCACAGCGCUCUCUAAAUGCGCGUUAAACGUAUAAACUAGUGGUUUUCAUUUAUCUACCGACGUCUGCCGUGGCCGCCGAGCGUCAUUGAGUCGUUGUCUCCGCCGGCUUCUUUUCUUUUUUUAUAAAAGAGCGUGAAUCUAUCGGACGGACAAAGAUGAGCCUCGUCCUUUCUCAACAACAGGCUGAGGGGCUUCCAGCUGUGGCCCGAACAGCAGCAGAGAGCGACUCAGACAGCGGGGUGGGCUCUCCAGCAGAGGAGGUGGUCUCGCAGGCGACCAACAAAAGAGAGAAGCUUCCAGACUCCGAUGACGACGAAGACAUCACAGCUCACAGAAAGCCCCGUCGUAAUGCCAUUAGAGACAGUGACAGCGAGGAGGAGGCGGCUGCAGAGAACAGCGUCAACAUGGCCGAAGCGCUGGUCUUGUCUGCUUCCAGCGGAGAGGAGAUGGAGACGGGUGAGGCCGAAGAGAAGGACGUUGGGAGAGAGGGGGGGGCGCAGAAGAGCAGGAGAAUAAGCAGAGCACCGAUUGAGAGUGAAGACAGCGAGCCCGAGAAAUCGGCAUGUGGAGAAACGGAGGAGCAACAGGAUGAGGCGAAGAAGGGAGCGAAAUCAAAGGAGCGGAAGAAGAGAGAGAACAGCCAGAGGCAUCGGGAGAAAAAGGAGAAACGCAGCAAAGCGGUGGAAAAACUGAAAAAGAAAGGGAGGUUCUCCGAAAUGAACGAGGACACACCUCUCCCUCGGGCUCUGAAUGACAGUGGAUGUCCGCUGGGCGACACAGACCUGUUUGACACUGGUCUGGAGGAGGAGGAGGAAGAGUCUCUCGAUGCCAUUAGAGCUGCAGUGAAACACAAGAUGAAAAAACAUAAGGAACCUCUCCUGAAUGAUGAUGAAGAAGACGACGAAGAGGCACAGGAGAAACCUCAGCGUGUGGAGAGGAAAGCUGCACGUGCCAGCAAAGACGCGAUGAAACAACUCCACAGCGAGUCUCAGAGACUGGUCAGAGAGUCCACACCUGGCCUGCCCUACCACAUCCCUGAGCCCAAGACCAUCGACCAGUUUUUCAAGAGGAAAGCCAGGCCAGAGGGUCCCGCCAUGGCAUUAUUAAAAUCUACAAAAUAUUCAGCAAUGAGGUUGGAGACUCCACCCGCGCCUCCUCCACCCCCUGUAAACCCAUUCGUCAAUCCCCAACAGCAGUCCGCCGAGCAGGACUCUUCUUCUCCGUCUCAGGCUCUCUCGUGCACUCAGAUCCAGCCCUUGCCUCAUCCCGCCGCCACCUCGUCCCCACAGCAGGAGAGCCAUAACCAGGCCAGAGAAGCAGCUGCCAGCCUAGAUUCCAACCAGGAAUGUGGCCCGAUGCUUUACCUCUCUGAGAGUCUGCAGGAGUCGGUCACAACAGAUGGAGCAGUGAAUUCUGUUUCUGACUCCGGGGAAGAAACCUCUGCAGUUCCCCCAGGACCAAGUCACACUGCAGUAAAGUCCGACUCUGAAUCGUUGCAAUUACAACCUGUGUCUGGGACUUCUGCGGAGCCUGUGGCUGCUCAGUGUGGGAGCACUGAUUCAGCUGCAGCAGACUCUUUAGUGCAGCAACCUACCAAGCCCAAGAAGGACAAAUUGGCCAGACUGAAACAGCUCGGACUGGACCCCCCACCCAUUGCUAAACUGUGUCCGGAUGAUGGAGCCUUUGUUCAGCUCGAGCCUCCACAGCUCAACCCCGGCGUGGUGGCCCUGAAGGAGCGCUAUCUUCGUCAUGUCCAGCCCCCCGCAAGGCCCCAUGGAGAGCGCACGAUGCAACUCAACAUCAUCCGCAAAGAUAACACCCCAUCCGGCCAGGAAGAGUUGCGCACGGAGUCGGUCACGGUCACUGUUAAGGAGGGGGCAGAUGAGCCUGUGCCCAGCAAACCCGGAGAGAAACUGCUGACUCUGAAGCAGCGUCUGCAGCUUGCCAUGGCCCAACGGAGAAAGGAGGAGAGGGCACGCAAGGCCGAGCUGAAUCGCUUAGACAACGAAGACUGUGGAGAGGAAGAAGAGGAGGAGGAAGACCUGACGGAUGACUCAGAAGAAGAAGAGGGCAUAGAUGACUUACUGGGAGGUGAUGAUGGGGAGGAGGAGGGAGGCAGCAGAACUCAGAGUAUCAGGAGCACAUCUCCCGUGGCACUGACUGGACCCUCGCUGACUCCUGACCUCGUGAACACAGACGGCACACUCAUGCUAUUCCCUGGGAACUCCUGUUCUCGCACUGGUGAUGGUGUCAGACGGUCUGGUCCUUCUGGACAGGACAGCAGCAAUAAGAUGGAAGAGGACGACUCUCUGUCCCUGGUUAAGGACAACAGCCACAACAGCAGCUUUGAGCUCGCCGGCUCCAUGAUCACCUCCUACCAGCCCGUUAGUCAUCAGCGCUCCACAGGAAGAGGCGUCUCUAACUACGCCAUGUUCCGCUCCCCUUCCCCCUCCCUCUUCAGGCCCAGCUUCCUCGGUUCUGCCUCCAAGAGUUCAGGCAAACUCUCUGAGCCCUCGCUCUGCCUCCCCGUUGAAGACUCCCAGGACCUUUACGCACCUCCAUCCCCAGGCGCCGACUCUGGGCCCCUGGGCGGAGCGGCCUCUGUCCCCGGAGACUCCCAAGGUCGCUUCUCCUUGGAGGACGACACUCACUCCCAGUUACUUGACGCAGACGGCUUCCUCAACGUGGGGCCGCGCCCUGGUGCGCCCCCUUCCCACAAGAGACAAUUGAUCCUGGACAGCUUGGAUGAGAAUGCGAUGGACGCCAACAUGGGGGAGCUGUUGGGGAUGUGCUCAGGUGUUUUUGGCACAGCGGAGUGCGACUCCAGCAGGGGCGGAGGCCUCGGAUCGACGGAAGAGGACGAGCUGCUCGGGUUGUGCUCCGGAGCGUUUCCAGCGACGCAGAAGGUAGAGGAGCCGAGGGAAGGAGAUGGGAGUAAAGAUGGCGGACAGGAUGAAGAGUGUGACAAUCCCAUGGAUCAGCUGCUGGGGCUGUGCUCAGGAAAAUUUCCAAGUUCAGGUUCGGCUUCACCAGCACCAGAAAGUAAAAAGGAGGAAGAGCAGGAGGAGGAAGAAGAUGAGGACUGCGAGUUCCGGCUUCUGUCAGAUGUAGAAAGUGAACAGGAGGACGAUGGCGGAGAGGAGAACGCGGAGCAUGAACCUAGCGAUGAGGAGGAGGAUGAGGGAGAUGCUGCCGUCGAAGAGGAAGAGAUGCAGGGUGUGUUUGCGUCCCACCGAGUCAAGAAAAAGAAGAAAAUGCGUUUGACCGACUACCUAGACUCGGAGGCUGAGCUGUCGGGCAGUGACAAGGACAGCGACGACGAGGACGGCGACAGAGGGAGCGAAUACGAGGAAGAGGAGCUCCUCGAGGAGCUUCCCUCGGACGAAGAGCUGCAGGACCAAGUCAACAAGAUCCACAUGAAGCAGAUAAUGGAUGACGACAAGCGUCGCCUGAGGCUCUACCAGGAGCGCUUCCUGGCUGAUGGCGACCUGCACACCGACGGCCCGGGACGAGCUCGUCGCUUCCGCUGGAAAAACAUUGACGACAACGGCUUCAACAUAGACCGGAUGGGGGCGGAGGAGGAGGAGGAGGAAGAUGAAGACAUCGACCAGAGUGAAGUCCAAAGGAGGAAAGAGAGACUGGAGAGAGAACAGUGGCUCAGGGAACAAUCUGAACAAAAGGCGGAGAAAGGGGAAGAGUUGGAUGCAGACGACGAAAGGAUCGGAGAGGAAGACAGUCAUUUUAUGAAGCUGGCCAAGAAAGUGACAGCGAAGACCCUGCAGAGAAAAGAUUCCUCUGUGGCACCACAACUGGAAAAGAAGCCCUCAGCUCUCAAUCCCUUCCAGAGACCCUCACAGUCUGUACAGGUGAGGAGGGGUUCGCUGCUCAGUCAGCCCCACUCCGUCCUCCAGAAACUGGCUUCCAUCUCGGAGGGGAAUCCCCUGGCGCCCCGAAACAGCCGCGGAUUCCUGUUUCAAACGCUCUCACCCGAGAAGGACAGCAAAACCUCAAACGCUCCACAGAAACAGGUGAUGGUGAAGAAGAGGGGGCAGGUGGAGGCGGCGAACCCGGCAGCGAAGAGGGUCUGCAGGGAGAACAAACCUGCGGGACAGACUAAAGGCGCCCAGAGGAGCAUCUUCAACUUCCUGGACCACUGAAUUUGAUGAUUAUCGGCCAGAACUUUUACGCGCCUAUUUCAGCAGGCAGUGAGACUCGAAAAAUGAAGGAUGCGGCGAGGAGUACGGCUGACUUCAGGCUCUGAAGGUGCACAAGGGUACAUGGUCAUGUGUGUGUUUACAUGUUUAUAUUGCCUUAAAACAGCAAACUAAAGAGCAGCAAUAAGGGAUCCUCUUAAAUCUUUUACUUGGUGAGCGUUUCUCUUACAUACACUGGUCUCAAUUUGAAAUCCGCUUCAGGACCGUUCACGUGUCACAAUCUCACUCGACCUCAUUUGGACUGCUUCGUGUUAUGUCCAUUCUAAAUGUUUUAUUGUGUAAAUAGGAUUGAUUUGUUGUUGUUUUUAACGGAAAGGGUUUUUUGUUUUUAUGUAUGAUGAUUUUUAAAUGUAUUAGUUUUACAGUGUAAAUAAAAGUGUAUUUUAAGA
Messenger RNA from Scophthalmus maximus (turbot), 4702 nucleotides. Its product is annotated as claspin. Gene Ontology annotation, molecular function: anaphase-promoting complex binding. The record is from RefSeq and is a predicted model, not a curated record. Gene Ontology annotation, biological process: mitotic G2 DNA damage checkpoint signaling; activation of protein kinase activity; mitotic DNA replication checkpoint signaling. NCBI's taxonomy places the organism in Eukaryota, Metazoa, Chordata, Actinopteri, Pleuronectiformes, Scophthalmidae. The transcript is spliced from 24 exons. The coding region runs from base 255 to 4256 and encodes 1333 amino acids.